AUGGCGUCAGAACGACCAGCUAGAGCUUAUCAACCAAUUCACCCGGCGGUCCGUCCACUGCUAGACCCGCAAUAUAUCAAGUUCCACGAGAGCUACUUUCAAUAUGUGAUCCCUGAUGAUCAAAAACCAUGGGACGGAUCAGCUCGAACAGCACAGCGGCCCUGGUCAUCUACAGAGUCAGCACUCACAAAAACAGCAAACACUCAGGAUUUCAACCGUGGAAAGUACAAGAUUCGCGUUUUUACUCCAGAUGGAGAAAGACCAACCCUUGGUUGGCCAGUGCACAUCUGGUUCCACGGGGGCGGCUGGUCGAUUGGUGGAAUCAAUGAUGGAAAUGACCUUUGCACAUUGAUCUGCGCGACCGCAUGUUGCGUGGUGGUGACGGUCGGGUACCGUCUAGCGCCCGAGCACCCGUACCCUGCAGCAAUUGAAGACGCGGUCGACGCGUUGAAGUGGGCAUAUAGCGCAGAAGGAGCUCGCACCUUGAACGUCGACAACACGCGCAUUUCAAUAGGAGGAACGUCAGCCGGCGGAAAUCUGGCAGCGGUGCUGUCAAUUAAAGCUUCACAACUGGAGCCCCGGAUUGAUAUCUGCUUUCAAAUACUUGUUCUCCCUGUUAUCGAUAACACUGCCUCAGUGUCUACUAUCUGGAAGCGGAAUCGACAUGCGCCAUGGUUGACUCCAGCCCGGAUGGAGUGGUAUCGACGCAUGUAUCUCCCGAACCCAUCUGACGCCAUGAGCUGGGAUGCUUCUCCUAAUUUGGCGACACCUGAGCAACUGGCUGAGAGUCCGAAGACAUGGAUAGCUGUCUCAGGCCAGGAUCUCCUUGCACCGGAAGCGCAGGCUUACGCGGGCCCAUUGAAAAAGGCCUGGGAGACAACUGGCAGAGACAAUCAAGUGGUUAUUGAAUUUUAUGAAGGGUCAACGCAUGCUCUCCUGUCCAUGAGUGGUAAGAGCUUCCAUCGAGUGGGCAUUCAUUUCCAUUCAUCAACUGACAACAUCGCGUCCCUAGGUAUCUUAAAACAAGGCGCUAAACUUCUUCGGGACUGCGCCGAACAGGUUCGCAGAGGAUUUGCUCUCCCUAUUGCAAAUUGA
This is a messenger RNA of Penicillium longicatenatum, 1095 nucleotides long. RefSeq names its product alpha/beta hydrolase. Lineage: Eukaryota; Fungi; Ascomycota; Eurotiomycetes; Eurotiales; Aspergillaceae. Gene Ontology annotation, molecular function: hydrolase activity. Bases 1 to 1095 code for a protein of 364 amino acids. The record is from RefSeq and is a predicted model, not a curated record. The transcript has a single exon.